UAUUUAUCCAUUUUCCAAAGCUACAAAAGAAGGGAUCAGCUGAAGACAAAUUACCUAUAGAAAAAAUCAAGUGAUUAAUAAUUCCUGGUCCAUAUUACAAGAUUAGAUAUUAUUCUUGGUUGCUCCAUAUAAUUCAAGCAUAAAAAUCUAUUAUUUGCUAAACAGACAUCAGUUUGUGAGUGUCCAUCACAAGGAAAAGCAAAAGAAUGGGUAAAGGAGGGAAAUCUCAUCAAGAAGGUGAAGAAAACAUGGCUGCUUGGCUUGUGGGUCUUAACACCCUCAAAAUUCAACCUUUCAAGCUCCCUCCUCUAGGACCCCAUGAUGUAAGAGUUAGGAUGAAAGCUGUUGGCAUCUGUGGAAGUGAUGUUCACUUUCUCAAGACACUGAGGCUUGCAGAUUUUGUGGUGAAAGAACCAAUGGUGAUAGGGCAUGAGUGUGCUGGGAUCAUAGAGGAGAUUGGAAGUGAAGUCAAGAAUUUAGUGCCUGGUGACCGAGUGGCAUUGGAACCAGGGAUUGGUUGCUGGCGAUGUGAUCUUUGCAAGGAAGGUCGAUACAAUAUAUGCCCUGAUAUGAAGUUUUUCGCCACUCCACCGGUUCACGGUUCUCUUGCCCGUCAGGUAGUGCAUCCUGCAGACCUGUGUUUCAAGCUGCCAGACAAUCUAAGCUUGGAAGAAGGAGCUAUGUGUGAGCCCUUAAGUGUAGCGGUUCACGCUUGUCGCCGAGCUAAUAUCAGUCCAGAAACCAAUGUGUUGGUCAUGGGAGCAGGACCAAUAGGUCUCGUUACACUUGUGGCAGCUCGUGCUUUCGGGGCACCUAGAAUUGUCGUUGUAGACGUGGACGACUAUCGACUAUCUGUUGCUAAUAACCUCGGUGCCGAUGGAGUUGUUAAAGUCUCAACAAAUAUGCAGGACAUACCCCAAGAAGUUGAAAGAAUAUGUGAAAUGAUGGGAGCAGUAGGAGUGCAUGUAACCUUUGACUGUGCAGGCUUUAACAAAACAAUGUCGACUGCUUUGAGUGCCACUCGAGCCGGUGGCAAGGUUUGCCUUGUUGGAUUAGGCCAUAACGAGAUGACCGUCCCACUUACACCAGCUGCUGCUAGGGAGGUUGAUAUUAUUGGGAUAUUCCGGUAUAAGAACACUUGGCCUUUGUGCAUUGAGCUUCUAAGAAGUGGUAAGAUUGAUGUGAAGCCAUUGAUAACUCACAGGUUCGGGUUUUCCCAGAAAGAGGUUGAAGAAGCUUUUGAAACUAGUGCUCGCGGUGGCGAUGCCAUUAAGGUCAUGUUCAACCUGUGACUUUCAACAAGAUAAAAACAUAGUGGAAACUAUCUAUAUGCUGGACUCUUGUUAUAAACUCUGACUGUAUAUGUAAUAAAGUUGAUGGUUUUGAA
This is a messenger RNA of Gossypium arboreum, 1387 nucleotides long. Its product is annotated as sorbitol dehydrogenase-like. Gene Ontology annotation, molecular function: oxidoreductase activity, acting on the CH-OH group of donors, NAD or NADP as acceptor; zinc ion binding. The record is from RefSeq and is a predicted model, not a curated record. The coding region runs from base 207 to 1292 and encodes 361 amino acids. Lineage: Eukaryota; Viridiplantae; Streptophyta; Magnoliopsida; Malvales; Malvaceae. The transcript is spliced from 6 exons.